GAUGAAGCUACAAACUGCAAACUGCAAUCAAGACCUUCCAUCAUUUUGCGUUGGGAAAGGGGAUACUGCUCUACUUGCUGGAAGCCGCACUGCUUUCAAUACUUCAUUAUCCUUCUCGAUACGAUAGUGCUGAUCCGCGGGACACUGCUCCAGAAGGGGCCCGGGCAGUUUUAGUUCUGUUGCGUUUCGAACAUUUUCUUCUUGUACUUUGUAGGUCGAAUUCUUUUUCAUAUUUUUUUAGUUGAAUCUGAGAUCGUGAGCAGCAGCAUCAAUGGAGGCUGAGGCAAGUAGUGGUGAUGAUCAUGACCAGCUUGUAGCGCAGUACCAGGCCUUCACGGGUAGGGAGGACAUGGGUGAGUGCCGUCGCGUGCUGGAAGCCCACGGUUGGAAUGUCGAAAUGGCCGUCCAGGACACGUUCAACGAGCAGGAGGGCAAGGCGCCGGUCUACGGUCACAACCAGCAUCCGUACGCACCCGAGACGGCCGGAGAGCCGAGUCCACCGUCCGCCAUAGCCGGAAUUGACGGCCAGGACGACAUGCCAGCACAGCUGCUGCGUCACAGACGAGCUGUGGCGGACGCUGCAGCAGCAGCUCGCUCGACGCCACUGGCCAGAGGGAUGGGUCGAGGCGACCGCCAUCAGCCGCUGUCAGCACCGCAGCGACCAGCCGCAGGAUGGAUGCAGUGGUGUUGGAAUGUAGUCAGUUCGCCGUUUCGACUGUUUCAAAGCGGCAUAUGGUUUGUGGCGCGGUUCGUGUACACCUUGCUGACAGGCGCCGGAAUGCUGCUGGACGUGCCAGACCCCGAGGGUGACGUGCGUAAGUUUGUCGAAGAGUUUGGCCGGCGGUACGGCGGGCCGGACAGCCCGCACGUGCCCAACUUCAUGGUCUGCAGCUAUGCGCAGGCUAUCCGCCGCGCCAAGGAAGAAGUCAAGCUACUGUUGGUGUAUUGCCACGACGGACAGAAUCAAAGCACGCCGGCGAUAUGUCGCGACGUGUUGUGCUCGGAAGAAGUGGCCACGUUUGUCAACGACAACAUGCUGGUGUUCGGCGUCGGCAUGGAGUCGCCGGAGGGCCGUCGCGUCUCCGUGACGAUACGCAAUUGGGGCCAGCCGAUGCUGUGCACUCUGGCGUACCGCCAUGGCAACAGCCUGGUGGCGCUUCAGCGCAUCCCGCUGCCGCAGCUGGAGUCUCGCGGCACCGUGCUGGCUGCGCUCACCAUGCUAGUGGAGUCGCAGCGCGCAGACAUUGCCCAGCAACGCGUCAACCUGGAGCGCAUCAGCCAGGAUCGGCUGAUCCGUGAGCAGCAGGAGCGUGAGUACAACGAGUCGCUGCAGCGCGAUCGCGAGCGCGAGCUCAGGUUGCAGGCGCAGCGCGACGCCGCCGAGCAGCAGCUGGCCGAGCGUGAACUGCGCAAGCGCAAUCGCCUGGAGCGAGCAGAGACGCUACGCCGCAGUCGCCAGCAGGCCGCCGAUAGCUUGCUCGCAGAGCCGGCCGCGGUUGACGGUAACGUGGUGCGACUCAGCAUUCGUCUGCCGGACAACACGCGGCUCGAGCGUCGCUUCCUCGGCACUGAGUCCCUAUCGACCGUGCACAGCUUUGUAUUCAGUCACGAGGAGGCACCGGCACAGUUCACUAUGCUUACCACCUACCCGAAACGCGAGCUGGUCUCCACCGGAGAGAACGUUCAAUGCAUCGUCGCGGCCGGCCUGGCCCCGGCGGCCGUGCUUGUCGUGAGAGACGAGGACGUGGACAGCAGCGGCAGCGAGGACGAAGCCGAUGAAGACGAAAUCGCGUGAUGAACAGGCGCGAAUCAUGGUGCCAUCCAGGGAAGGCGCGUGUGUGUGUGUGCAUUCGCGCAUGUAUGGGUGUGGGUGUACGUUUAUACGGCUGGAUGGCUUGCUUCAGUCCUUUCAGAUCUAGGCCAAGUAUACAUGGAUGUAGCUACUCUGGUGGAUUGCUGAUCCUCUUGUCCGUGUAGAGGUACAGUGUUGUUUAUCUCAUUGUACUAUAAACACCAGUGGAAUCCUCUGCUCUUUGUGACCACUGUCGAGCACACGCACUGUUGCAAUUCGAUUGGCAACUUGUGGAUGUGUCCCCGUGUAUAUUGUAUAAUAUUGUAGUUUAGAACGUUCGCGUGUGCGUGUGUGUGCGUGCGUUUGUUCUGCACGCGUCUGUGUCCGCGUAUCCCACACCGAAGCAUGUACACAGUAUUUCACUAUCAUUCUGCCGUUGAUCCAGCAAGCCCUAUGCUAUCUCAUCCUAUUUGAAUUUGGCGACAUUUCUUCGUGUUUGUUUGCUGCCAUCCUCUGUCUAGUGUGGCCACCAUCUUGCAUUCACCUUCCUGCACUGUACAUGCUGGAGCAAGCUGCUAUUAUCAGGGAGCAGGCUGCUGUAUAAGGGAGCAAGCUGCUAUACAUGGUUAUACCAAGCUUGAUCAGUCCGACCAACCUCUCUACAAGUCCGAACAUUGCUCGACUGUCUUUAAGUGUUUUGUGAGCCGUUUUCUUCGUACGCUGGCACCACCUCAGUACUUUGACUGUUUUUUUAUCCCCACGCCUCGCCAUUGUCAGUUGUCUUGUAGUUGCUCUGUUUUGCGUACCGUUCAGGUGGAGCCAUGUCCUAUUCGAAAAGUCUAAAGUGAUCUUUUUAUUCUCUCUUAA
Molecule: messenger RNA, 2659 nt
Organism: Sycon ciliatum
Lineage: Eukaryota; Metazoa; Porifera; Calcarea; Leucosolenida; Sycettidae
Product: FAS-associated factor 2-like
Exons: 1
Coding region: 272-1795 (507 amino acids)
Cellular component (GO): endoplasmic reticulum
Molecular function (GO): ubiquitin binding
Source: RefSeq, a predicted model, not a curated record